UAGAGCUACCAUUAUCCCAAUCUCUCUCACACAAAAUCCACAGUCUAGAAACUAGGGUUUCUUCAUCAACACACACAAAAGCGCUCUCAACCAAACCAACAAUGCCGAAGAACAAAGGAAAGGGAGGAAAGAAUCGGAAGAGAGGAAAGAACGAAGCAGAUGACGAGAAACGCGAACUGAUUUUCAAAGAAGACGGUCAAGAAUACGCUCAAGUUCUCCGUAUGCUUGGUAACGGUCGUUGUGAAGCUAAUUGUUUUGACGACAAUGGCGGAAAGAAACGUCUCUGUCAUAUUCGUGGUAAGAUGCACAAAAAGGUCUGGAUUGCUGCCGGUGAUAUAAUUCUCGUCGGACUUCGCGAUUAUCAGGAUGAUAAAUCUGAUGUUAUUCUGAAAUAUAUGCCUGAUGAAGCUAGGCUUCUUAAGGCUUAUGAGGAGCUUCCUGAUAGUGUUAGACUUAAUGAAGGUAUUGCUGGUGGUCUUGAUGAAGAUGAGGAUUUUGGUGCUGAUUACAUUGAGUUUGAAGAUGAAGAUAUUGAUAAGAUUUAGGGUUUUUUCUUGAAUUUUAAUUGUCUUGUUUUUAGGAUUUCCAACUAUAAUUUGUAACUACUCUUUUGCUUAAUCAUGAUGAUGAUGAUGAUGAUGAUAUGUAAUGUUU
Trifolium pratense (red clover) is the source of this 654-nucleotide messenger RNA. Its product is annotated as eukaryotic translation initiation factor 1A-like. The record is from RefSeq and is a predicted model, not a curated record. Gene Ontology annotation, cellular component: cytoplasm. The coding region runs from base 102 to 545 and encodes 147 amino acids. The transcript has a single exon. Lineage: Eukaryota; Viridiplantae; Streptophyta; Magnoliopsida; Fabales; Fabaceae. Gene Ontology annotation, biological process: translational initiation. Gene Ontology annotation, molecular function: translation initiation factor activity; RNA binding.